This is a messenger RNA of Caenorhabditis auriculariae, 2639 nucleotides long. NCBI's taxonomy places the organism in Eukaryota, Metazoa, Nematoda, Chromadorea, Rhabditida, Rhabditidae. The record is from the annotation of a GenBank genome assembly.
AUGGGGCUGGUUAUGAGCGUUCUUUCUGUGGUAAACGAAGAUAAGGUUUGUAAAUUCUGCUAUGGAGACGAUAGCUCUGGCUCGAGUUGGCUACAUCCAUGUCGUUGUAUUGGAACACUUUAUGUAAGUUUCUGAAAAUAUUUUUUGAGCAAUUUAAAUAUGAAGUUUUGUAUCAUUGUUUUGAACGGUUUUCAAAUGACGUUUUCCAGUGGGUCCACGAAUCGUGCUUCGAUCUUUGGAUGUCUAGGGCAUCCGCUCAGCAACAAAUACAGUGCCAAACUUGCAGGUAACUUUGAAUUUUUAUUUUUCAAAACGAAUUUCUGAAGAGUUUGAAGGUAUGUAUAUCAAAAGAACUGGGUGCUGAAGUCGCUGUCGGAAUGGUCGGUUCCUGAGAUUAAAAUGAGCGCCUGGCAAUUUAUGGAGUGUUUUCUAGACGCUUAUUCGACGUACAAGUUCAUCCGAGGGUUUAUUUGGAUGAUGGAAGGUCGAAGGUUGGUUUCAAAUUCCAAUUCAUGAACUUGAACAGGGUUUCAGGUCUAUAUUCUUUCAACUCGUCCACUUAUUCUUUUGGAGGACUUUCAUCAUGUCCGACAGGCGGAUUUCCUACUAUACAGCGCUUGGAAGGGCCAUGCUUUCUGGAUUUUUCGAUGUCCAUAUCGUCGAUUAUUUACCUGAAAAUGAGUGAGUUUUUUUGUUGGUAUUUGCAAUUAUCUAAAAGUUUUUUUUUUACUACUUUGGAACAUAACUUCUUUGUAUUUUUCCCUUAGCUUCACCACAUCGUCCAGAUUUUCCGAACAUUGAUAUGUAAUCAGCUCAAGAUUUUUCAGAAGCGACAUGGUGAAAAUCAGCGAACGAGGGACUAAGAUCCAAAACUUGUUUGUUUUCGAUGUUGAUCGCUAUCCUGAUUGAAAUUGAAAGUCAACAGUUGUAGGCAUCGUUCUUUUUUUGUGUUUUUUUUUGUAUUCCACCGUUUCUCAGUCCUUUUUACGUGUACUCAAAGUAUUUUUCUGUAUCUUGGGCGAUUUAUCAAAAGAAAAAGUGUAUACUAGUUAUGAAUAGAGCCGCUUACAUGUAUUUAUUUGUUCAAUAGACCGGUUUUAAUUUUUCUCGAUUUUUUGAAUAAAAGUUCAUACUAUUCGUGGUGUAUAAGCUUGAGUUUUCUGGAAAGGGUUUUUUCCGAUCGAUUUUCAAGAUAUUUAUCAAACAUUAUUUUCAGAUAAAUGUAUAUUCUUUUCGUUUUCAGAGAUUUUUUUUUGGCUUAGGAGCUCUGUGCGGAUAACCACUCGAGUAGUGUUUGUCCAACUACCGCCACUCUCUAUAAUUUGCCUAUUGAUUAGUGUAUACCGGUCCUUGCGCUUUGCUAACCUCCCAGCUUGUUAUUCUGUCUGUUAGAAGUUUUAUAGAGUGCACAAAAAUAUGAUAGAUCUGUGCUUCUACAAAAAAUUGUACAACAUAGUGUGAACUUCUGAAAAUAUUCUUAUUUUGCCGAUUAAUUUACAAAAAGUAAUCGAUUCGCACUCGUUGCUUUUUGGAAAUGUUUGAAAAUUCCCCUGUAGACUGAAUUUUGAAUGAAUGAAAAAAAAAUUAAAUGAAGUUUCUCGUCAUCCUUUUUUCAAAAAAUGUUUCACAAAAUCUCUUCCGUUUCGAUUAAAUUGAAAUUAUUACGCCAAUUCGAUAAGAUUGGAAGGAAACUAUUUUGCGGGAAGAAAAUGAGAAAACAUUUUUUUUCCCACAAUUUCUUAGCUCAAAUUUGUAGUCUCAGUCAAUAGUCCUUCGCCUCAUUUCUUGCCGAAAUACUUCCGAAUCUUUUUUCUUUUAACAACAGCUUUUUCUCGAAAAUGCUAGCAUAAUUCGAGUUCAAUUCGAAUUUUUUUUACAGAAAUCAGUUUGAUUUCAUAGUGAAAAUGGCUUUCGCGUAGAACGUUACUAUAUAUUUUUGCCGAUUUUUUCUCAAAGCUCCAUGAGAAACCUCAUAGCGAUCUUCGUUCCAGAUGAGCUUCUUGGACCACGUGUUCGAGUUUUGGGAGCUUGCCAAGGCUCAGCCCUAUGACGUCACGCAGUACAUUGUCGGCAUCGUUGUACCGCUGAUCGUCGUCGCGUUCAUGUUCAACUGGCGCAUCAAGCAAUCAUUAAAAAAACACAAAAAGGUUUUUUUUUUGAAGAAACUUCGAUAGGAGACUUCAGAUUGGUUUCGAGAGAUUGAUUUCAAAAAAAAAUAAUUUUUUCAUGACAAUACAGGGAUAAAUCGAUUUUUUUAAAAAAUCAGUCCCGACUCGAAUCACAACACCUUUGUGUUUUAUUCACAAGCGCAUAGGCAAAAUUUGAAAAGGUUUAAGAAUAUAAUUGUUUUUAUUUGGUAAUUUUUUGAUGCUGUCGAACAACCUGGGGAGAUGGGUUCGUUUUUUUUAUCGGAGAAAAAGAUAAAAACUUAAGUAGCGAAUUUAUUGUUGAUUAGGCUUGUCAGAACAAGAAUCCAUUCUUUUCGGUUCCGGGGGACCCUGUAUCAUCGAAGAAGAGGCCAAUUCCACUUUUUUUCUCUUUUGCAGCUGCGCCGACAAAGGGAAAAGCUGUUGAAGAAGCUGCAAGACGGGCGUCCAGAGGCCGAGGCCCUCGAGAAUUUAACAGAAUACGAUAAUUGA